Molecule: messenger RNA, 2340 nt
Organism: Saprolegnia parasitica CBS 223.65
Lineage: Eukaryota; Oomycota; Saprolegniomycetes; Saprolegniales; Saprolegniaceae
Exons: 8
Coding region: 1-2340 (779 amino acids)
Biological process (GO): translation; glutamyl-tRNA aminoacylation
Cellular component (GO): cytoplasm; methionyl glutamyl tRNA synthetase complex; cytosol
Molecular function (GO): ATP binding; glutamate-tRNA ligase activity
Source: RefSeq, a predicted model, not a curated record
AUGGACGCGGCGAGCUUGACGGCCAAGAUCGCGGACCAGGGCGCCCUCGUCCGCGACCUCAAGGCGAAGAAGGCCUCGAAGGAGGAGGUCAUGGCGGCGGUCGCGGGCCUUCUCGCGCUCAAGACGACCUUCAAGGAGGUCACGGGCGCCGACUACGUCGACCCGAACGCCAAGCCGGCGGCCGAGAAGAAGCCCAAGGCGGCGGCGCCUGCGCCGCGCCCAGCCUGCCCGGAGACGCACACGAUCUACUUUAGCGCGUCGCACUUGCCGCUCAUGUCGUUUGUCGUUGCGACGCUCAUCAAGAGCGAGCUCGAGUGGCAAGAACAUCAACGGCGACGCGGCCAUCACGUCUGCCGCGUCUACCCCGACACGGGCCUCUACGGCGUGGCCAAGGAGCCGGUCCUCCUCUCGGAGAUUGACGCGUGGGUCGACUAUGCGCUCGGCCACAUUCGGUCGGCGACGGUCCACACGACCGCGGCCUUCCUCGACGCCGUCCUCGCCGAGCGCACGUUCCUCAUUGGGUUUGGCCUUACGCUCGCGGAUAUCGCUGUGUACACGGCGCUGACGCUUGUCCAUUACGCACCGGCGACGACGCUGCCGCACCUCUCGCGCUGGUGUGCGUACCUGGCGUCGCAGUCGGUGUUUGCGUCGGCGAAGGCGACGCUCUCAGCGAUCAAGCCGGCGCGUGCCACGGGCAAGCCGCCGAAGGAGUCGCUCCCCGAGAGCCAGAAGGGCAAGACAACGGGCAACUGCCCGCCGUUGGAGGGCGCGAUCGUCGGCCAGGUCGUCACGCGCUUCCCGCCCGAGCCGAGUGGGUACCUCCACAUUGGCCACAUCAAGGCGUGCUUGCUCAACGACUAUUACGCCCGCGCGUACGAAGGCAAGCUCAUCGUGCGCUUCGACGAUACGAACCCGUCGAAGGAGAAGGACGAGUUUGAGCAGGCCAUCUUGCAGGACCUUGCGCGCCUCAACAUCAAGCCCGACAUGGUCACGUACACGUCGGACAGCUUUCCGCAGAUCACCGAGCUCGCGCGCCAGCUCAUCCGCGAAGGCAACGGCUACAUGGACAACACGUCGCAGGAGGUCAUGCGUGACGAACGCAUGCACGGCAUCGAGUCCAAGUGCCGCAACCAGGACGUGGCCACCAACAUGGAUCUCUUUGAGAAGAUGCUCCUCGGCGACGCGGCCGCCGACGGCUACUGCCUCCGCGGCAAGGUCGACAUGCAGGCCAAGAACAAGACGCUGCGCGAUCCAGUCUUUUUCCGCUCCAACGCGACGCCGCACCACCGCACGGGCACCAAGUACAAGGCCUACCCGACGUACGACUUUGCCUGCCCGAUCGUCGACUCGAACGAAGGCGUCACGCACGCGCUCCGGACGACCGAGUACAACGACCGCGACGCUCAGUACCAAUGGGUGCUGGACGCGCUCAAGCUGCGCAAGGUCCGCAUUCACUCGUUUGCGCGCAUGAACUUUGUGCACUCGGUGCUCUCGAAGCGCAAGCUGCAGUGGUUUGUGGACCAGGGCGUCGUCGAGGGCUGGUACGACCCGCGUUUCCCGACGGUCCAGGGCGUCCUCCGCCGUGGCGUGACGGUCGAAGCGUUGCGUGAGUUUAUCCUCUCGCAAGGCGCGUCGCGUCGCAUUGUCGACAUGGAGUGGGACAAGUUUUGGACCAUCAACAAGCGUGUGAUCGACCCGAUUGCGCGCCGCUUCUUUGCGAUUGACGCCAACCGCGCCGUGCGCCUCAACGUGCACGGGCUUCCGUUCUCGGGCGUCCAGGGCCUCCCGACGCCGCUGCACCCGAAGAACCCGGAGCUCGGCCACACGGUCAAGCGCCUCUCGUCGUCGCUCUUGAUUGAGCGGGACGAUGCCAACCACUUUACGAUCGGCGAAGACGUGACGCUCAUGCGCUACGGCAACGUGACGAUCACGGCGAUCAACAAGAACAGCGACGGCGAGAUCGUCUCUGUCGACGCGAAAGACCACCCGGAAGGCGACUUUAAGAAGACGAAGCUCAAGAUCACGUGGCUGGCCCAAGUCGACGACAUUGUGCCCGCGACCUUGGUCGAGUUUGACCACCUCAUUAGCAAGCCCAAGCUCGAAGAGAACGACAACUUUGUCGACCACUUGACGCCGGUCACGCGCGCCGAAAUGCACGCACUCGGCGACCACGGCCUGCGCAACCUCCAGUACGGCGAUGUCAUCCAGCUCGAACGCCGCGGCUACUUCCGCGUCGACGCGCCGUACGUCUCCAAGGACAAGCCGCUCGUGCUCUUUAUGAUCCCCGACGGCAAGCAGCGCGCCAUGUCGACUCUGUCGACCAACCUCGCGCAUCGCUAA